AUGCGCACCCUCAUGUCCAUUUCGUUGCUCUUCGGCAUUAGCCAUGCCCUGAACAACGCCUACCUGCCGGCCAACAAUGGCUACGCCCCGGAGCGCCCUUUGGCCACGGAGUACUUCACUUACGCGGCUCCGCCGGAUGAGGAUCAGGCAGCGCCCUGGCAGGCAGCCCGAGAGCUGGCCACGGCCCUGGCGCCGCCGCAGCAGGUCGUCUUCAUUCGCACUCCGGAGACGAAUCUGUUCACGCUGACGGCCAAGCAGCUGGCAUCCCAGAAUCCACUGGACAUUUAUGUGCUGCAGCGGCAGGCGGAUACGGCAGCUUUGGCCGAACAACAGGCCGCCAUUCAGCAGCAGGCGGAGCACAAGCCAUCGGUGCACUUCGUCAAGUACCGAACGCCCGCAGAUGUCACGAGGGCUCUGGCCAGCCUGCGGAGCGGCUACGAUCAGCUGCCCGGCAACAGUAUUAGCCAUGCCAUCGAGUCUGCCGAUGUCUUCGAAGUGAAGCCGCAGCAGAGUGUGCCCCCGACAAUCCGACAGCCGGAGCCAGUUAUUUUCAAGAUCCUGCCCAAGGGCGGCUCCGACUAUGAAGUGCACGAGGAGGCCACAGAACUGGAAAUGGCGCGGCUGCAGGCCCUGUUCCGGGACUACCUGCCGCCGGGGAAGCACUCAAGCUAG
This is a messenger RNA of Drosophila obscura, 672 nucleotides long. RefSeq lists its product as uncharacterized. The coding region runs from base 1 to 672 and encodes 223 amino acids. The record is from RefSeq and is a predicted model, not a curated record. Lineage: Eukaryota; Metazoa; Arthropoda; Insecta; Diptera; Drosophilidae. The transcript has 2 exons.